This is a messenger RNA of Perkinsus marinus ATCC 50983, 1545 nucleotides long. RefSeq lists its product as hypothetical. NCBI's taxonomy places the organism in Eukaryota, Perkinsozoa, Perkinsida, Perkinsidae. Gene Ontology annotation, molecular function: leucyl-tRNA--protein transferase activity. The transcript is spliced from 11 exons. The coding region runs from base 1 to 1545 and encodes 514 amino acids. Gene Ontology annotation, biological process: protein catabolic process. The record is from RefSeq and is a predicted model, not a curated record. Gene Ontology annotation, cellular component: cytoplasm.
AUGUCAAUACGACCAGAAAAUGAGUCGGCAGGUGGUGGUGGUGGUGUGUCACCAUACAGGACCCUCCUGAAGUAUGCUAGAGAAUAUACCCAUUCGAAGGAUGGUCAGAGUAAACACCCCAUUGGGCUCAUGAUGUGCGGAUUGAAUGCCGGCCUCAUGCAGUCUUUAAUAUUCAACCCAUAUGAUAGAGCACUUUAUCUCACCAUAAAGCACAGCAAGGAUACCUCGGGGUACCAUAGGAGCUUCCUGGACCGACGGAAUUGGCCCCAACGACCAGGGCAGUAUUUUGAGGGCGUCGGCCCGGCGGUGCUCCAGAAGGCUGUCAGCUUCGGACUAUACUUUCCUAUGGAGGAAUUGUUCUUAUCCUCCCCCCUGGUCGAGAAAGCUGGAGGGGCCUGGCUCGCUGGCACACUAGCAGGCCUCGCGAAUGGCAUCUUCACGACGCCGUUCAACGCUGUGAAGUUCUCAAUAUGGCGGACUGCUCCUCAAGCCUACUCCAAUCCAGCUACGGCAGUCACUGUCCUCAAAGAUCCCUAUUGUCGACUCUUCGUAUCGGAUGGGGAUCAAUUCGGACGUAAAGGGUGUUGUGUAUUCGGAGGAUAUCUUAUGGAGUUUAGUAGCCCUAUGGAUGUCGGAGGUACCAAGAGAGCAUCGGAGGUCUUUGCUGCAGAGAAGGGCUCUACCCGAAGCAUCAUCCUCCCAUUCAAGGCUCCUGCUUAUGCCCAAUAUGGACCUCCAGAUGCCGUGACGAGGUUCAACAUGAGCGAGUUCUGUUGGUCUCUGUGUUUUCACCCGACCUUCCUAUCACGACUUUUCUACGAGGGAUUCCUCCCGAUAUGCACCGACAUAGGUGGAGGGGACGAUGCUAGCCAUGCCACCCCAUUGUAUCUUCUUCUGCCCAAACUCCAUCGGCAGCGCUCCGUCAUAAGGCACUUACCCAUAGACUUACACAUACACAAGAAAGUGCGGAAGAAGGCGGGACAAUUCGAGCUCUCCUUCGACACUGACUUCGAUGCCGUGGUAGAGCGUUGUCAUCGUCAACACGGUAUAGCCUGGCUGUACCCUCCUAUAGUGAACUCUCUUAGUGAGGCAGUUAUCGCUAUCUUGACAUAUGUCGAUCGACUUCAGAAGCGAUACACCAGCAUCCAGAGGGUCUUGGUAGUAGUCCCAAGAGGCACAGCGGAGGUCGCCCUGUGCCCUCCUCUGACUGCUCCUCGACAUCCUCUUCAUCUACCACCGAUAAGUUACACCUCCCUCACCGGGUUCUACGACUCUGAUUGCCCCGGUUCGGGUUCGGUCCAGAUGUGUGCCCUUGGGGCCUACCUCGCCAACGAAGGCUUGGCCCAGAUGUGGGACAUAGGGAUGGAUAUGCUAUAUAAACGGGAUUUGGGAGCCAACAGUGUUCCUCGUGAGGACUUCAUUCGAAUAUUCCGACAACUUCGAGAUGAAAGAUCUCCAUCAGACCUGGCCUGUCGUUCAGGAAGGAACUGUCGUGAGAUCAUUGAUGUCUACCUCUACACUAAAAGGGAGGAGGAGGAGGACUAG